AUGGCCGGGGAAGCUGAACUUGAAGAGGUGGAUGUGAAUGAGAAGGACUUGUACAAAAUCCUUGGGGUCUCGAAAGGGGCCAAAGCAGACGAGCUCAAGAAAGCUUAUCGACAAAAAUCGUUGAAGUACCAUCCCGACAAGAACCCGUCACCAGAUGCGAAGAUCAAGUUUCAGAGAAUUGCGGAAGCGUACUCAGUCUUGUCCGACGACAAGAAACGCCUCAAGUAUGACAAGUCUGGCGACAUGGAUUUGGAGGACUUCGACAUGGAUCAGUUUUUGAACAUGUGGGUGGGUGAGAUGAUGGAAGAUGGGGGCAUCGUGGACGACAUGAUGCAGUCUGUGCUUCCAUGGAGGGACGAUCACGAGAAGAUGCAGCAAUUCAUGGAGGAGAAUAUCGUCUCCGUGGGUGGGAAGCUUCAGUGUCAGAUUUGUGGACACACUGGCUCCAAUAAGCGGCUGAUGAUGAUCCACUUCGAGCGGAAGCACCUCCACGACUGUGAGGAGUGGGCGAAGGAAACCAUCAAAAGCAUGAAGAGCUCGUUUGAGUCCUUCAUGAAGCAAGUCACUGGCAUUGGCGACCCUUCUGGGGAGUUCUUACUGCCCGACGGCACCAAAGCAGAUGUGUCGAAGGUGCCAGUCCCAGACAUACGGGCCCACAUGCAAAAGCGGGUGGACAAGGCAAAGGUGUUGGACGAGGUGCUUGAGAUGUAUCGUGUCGUGGCUGGUUCCGAUCUCGCCGGCAAUGACGGACCUGUCGCUGCUGAGGAGCAAAGCGAAGUCAAGCGGCCAACUGCUUUGCCAGAGCCGAAGAAGCUCGCAGAUAUUUUGGGAGUUCCCCUAGAGGAGGCACAGGCAUUGAGAGAAGAUAAGCCACGGCUUCUGCGCCGCUUGCAGAACCGUAUUGAGGAGUUGAACGAGGAGGAAGAUGAAGCAGAGGACCUACUGCAACCCAUGGGCGGAUUCCCAGAAGGCAUGGGUUUCGGCUUGGACGGCCUGGAUGGGCUGGAGGAAUUGCUUGGUGCGUCGGGCAUGCCACCGGCCCUUCAGCGGCUGCUGGGUGAGGAUGCCGACCUCGAAGCACUCAAGGAUGUUCUUGGGUCGCCUGGCUCCUUCCCGCCAGACUUUCUGCAAAGGGGUCCUGACCCCGGAAGGAUGCAGGACUUCUCGGAGAUGUCUCUGCAAAGACUGCUGGGAGGGCCAGGCGGACCAGGCCUCGAAGAGCUGCAGGCGGCCAUGUUGCACGUUUACCUGCUGGCCGUGGCUCAGUGGCGGCAACUCCUGACCGCAGAAAGCUUUGAAUCGCUGCGUGCUGAUCUGGCAGAGUUCCAUCACCGGAUGAAGGUCAAGCUGGAUGGUCUUCAAAGCACCCUUUCCACACCAGAAGGCGGCACAGAGCAAGCUACGGAGAUCGAGGAAGAUGUUCCUGUAUCCGAGCCGAGAGCCCUGCUCGGCCGCAAAAAGACGAAUCAGGAUGAACUCGGCGACUUCUCCAGGCGCUAUGCCGUUUGCUUUGGGGCACCUUUCAGCAGAGAGAUGAGACUUCACUCCAGAUGGAUGGAGCGAUCAUAUCGAGAUGGCAGCCUCGACUCUGUAAAGACGCGGAUGCGGGAGUCAUCCCAGGCCUUUAUCGAGAGCGAGCAGCUCCAGCCGAACAAGGAAACAGUUUCACGCCUGGCUCCGUGGCAUCCAGAUGGCCGAUUUCGCCUCGUGUGGGAUGCGAUGGGCUCCUUCCUCGUUCUUACCGACGCCUUCAUCUCGCCAGUGGCUUUGGCUUGGGACAUUCCGCAUUCCUCUAACGUUGGCCUGACGCUUAUGUUCUGGUGCGGGCUGAUUUUCUGGUCAUGUGACAUCGCCGCGAACCUCAACACAGCCAUAUAUGUGCGAGGGAGGCUGGUGCGUGACCGGGCCGCGAUUGCCUUGAGCUACCUGAGCACUUGGGCAAUUUUCGACGUGUCCCUUGUCACGCUAGACCUGGCAAAUGCUUUCGCAGCAGAUACUAUUUCCGCCGCAGCAGCAUUCCGUUUGGCCAGAGUCAUUCGAGCCUUCCGCCUCCUGCGGCUGUUGAAGAUUGCGCGACUACAGACUGUCGUGCAGGAACUUGCAGCAUCCACUGGGCGGCAGUGGCUCAUGCUCGUAAUUGCCAUCAUCAAUACCACUUUUGUGCUUCUCGUACUCGCGCACAUGCUGACCUGCAUUUGGGUUUGGCUCGGACGAAGCACGCAGUCAGAGGGCAGAGAGAGCUGGAUCGACAUCAAUGGAGCGGCAACACUUUCUAUUCCUUUGCAGUAUCUGCAUUCCUUGCGGUACGUCAUGAAUUCUCCGUCCCCGCCGACGAUAGCGCCAGACAAUGGUCAGGAGCGACUGUUCGACAUUCUGACGUAUUGGUUUUCAAUCUUGGUGAUGGGUACGACGAUUUCAACCAUUGCCGGAUCUCUUCACGACCUCCGCGCCAUGAACGAAGCUCGUGCACGGCAACGCCGGGAGGUCCGACUCUACUUAACAGGCCAGAACGCCUCCUAUGAGCUCGUUUCCAGAAUCAUGAAGUUUGUGGACUACAAGCUAGAAAGGACUCUGGCAGUUCAACUUGACCCGACAUUGAUUUCUCCGACUCUGCAAGCGGAGCUCUUCGUUUCGCAAAGAUCUACUUUCUUGUGCAAUAUUCCAAUAUUUUCUGUCACAGCAGACGUAUACCCGGAUGUUUUCGCCAAGAUCUGUGCGGCCCUGCAGAAGCAGGCCUACGAGAAAGGAGAGUGUGUCUUCAUGGUGGGGGACUUGGCAGACCAGUUGCACAUCACGGCGGCGGGCGUUUUCGAGCUCGACGAGGCGCCAAUGAAGAAUCAUCCCAAAAGAAUCCAGGGGGAAGAGGCCCACUGGUUCUCAGAGAUUGGCCUUUAUGCGGAGUUUGUGCUCCACACGGCGACGCUGAGGGCCCGCAACAUCGCUGAGGUGUUUACUCUAACGGGCGACGACUUGCUGCUGUGUGUGCAUGGCUCACCAAGCUCUAUGGCCAUGUUCUAUGAGUAUGCCAGGGACUUCCUCGCGAUGCAGGAAAGCAGCCACGAUAAACAUCAUCGCCAAGUGGAAUAUGCACAGCUUUGCUGUGACAAGAACGCACACUACCGAAGCCUUCGCCCUGAUGAGAGAAAGCUCUUUCACAACAUGGACGUGAGACGCCAUGUGCAAGAUUUGCAGCACACAGAAAGUCCACAGGAUCCAUGGGAGCGCUUAGCUGGUCUGAUGAGUGAUGUCAGAAGCCAAAACCAAGAUGCAGGGCUGGAUGCCUCCGAAGUGGGCAGGCAGCUGCAGACCCUGCUGCCCGAGCUCCACUGUGCUGUGGGUUCCUACGCGGUGUUCGAGGAGUUUGCUGCCAGGGAUCAGGCAGAGUCUGCCUGCGUGAGCACUGUCGCUCUGCUUUGCAACCGGUACGACAUCUACACGGAGCAGCAGCCUGAUGGCGACAAGCUCUCCUUGUCGCAGUGGGAGCAGCUCCAGGCUCUAGUGAAGUGGUCGACGCCCUCGCAGGGUGAAAAGUUUGCCGUGCUCGUACUUCUUGGCAUCAGAGCCUUGGGUAAAUCCAGAGCUGUGCGGCAGCAAGCGUCUCAGGGAGAUCCAGACCGUGCUGUUUUGUAUCUCAUGGACUCAGCACGAAAAGUCGUGCCUUCGGUUGAAUGCCUGGAAGGCAGAGACCCUUCAAUGGUUGACCUGCUGCAAGAAACCGUGCUUGCCCAGGAAGUCUUCAAGCUUGCCCAGAUGAUGCAGGGUGAGAAUGUCCCUGGAAAUAUUGCCGAGCUGAGAGACUUCUUCAUGCACCGCAGUACGACCACAUUCAGGUUUUACAUCUUCUAUCUCCUGGGGUUCAUGAGUGGCAUCUCGGGUGGCCGUGGCUCCAGAUUUAUGAUUGCCAGGAAUGCUGAUGCUGCUAUUUCCGCAAUUCACCUGCUGAAGCACUUGCUGGACAAAUCGCCCUCGGGUAUCUACUGGAGUUAUCUUAUCUCUCGUGCUCGCCCUAUGGGCCUUCAGCACCGCACGGCAGAGGAACUGGCAUUGGUUCGCCUUGCUUGUUUGAGCCGUGUCCGCGAUGCCCCGGGGCUGACCGCAUUAUGGCAUUCGUGGCAAGCUUGCACCUCUUCGGAAAGGAAGCUUCUUGUGGAGCAUUUUCUCAUGGAAGGAAUUCAGGAGCGUGCGUUUGUCCUUCAGUUCUUGCCAGACUGCAUAUCCUGUGCACGUGCUAACGCCUUGCUGGGUCUGACAGUGCUUCUGCAAGUCCUUGUGGAUCUGCUCAGCAACCUUUUCCCUGCGGUAGAGAACAUGCCUGUGCUGCGACGCAGGCAGAUAGUUACCGUCGAUCUGUCGGACUUGAGUGCCUUUGCAGCUGCCGUGCGCAAUAGGUUCAUCUUUCGCACAUGCAUCUCCCGUUGCAAGUUCCAUUGUACACAGACUGCAAUUCUGGUUCAGAUGGCCGAUGAGAACUGGACACGGGCACACCAGCAGGAGAAUGACUUCUCCAAUCUUGCAUAUGGUUUGCGCGACAUACUUGUUCAGCAGAGCUUUCCAGACGAGCCUCGUUCCGUAGAAGCUAUCGACACCGAAAGGGUGUGA
Symbiodinium necroappetens is the source of this 4599-nucleotide messenger RNA. Lineage: Eukaryota; Dinophyceae; Suessiales; Symbiodiniaceae. The record is from the annotation of a GenBank genome assembly.